AUGGCAAUGCGGAGGCCCAAGAGCAGGAGAGGAGCGGCCCAGGCGCAGCCGGGCUCGGGUGAGCCGUGCGUGACCGGGCGGGAGAAGUACCUGCGCCAGGAAUGCGCCACCCUGUCGGAGCACAUCGACCUGUACACGCAGCGCAUGAAGGACUUUGAGGGGCAGAACGAGGGCCUGGACAAGGAGGCCCGGGAGAUCCGGGAGAACAACAAGGCCUACCUGUCCUACCUGGCCAAGCGCACGCUCCGGUGCCAGGACGCCAUCAUCACGCUGAACGACCAGAACCGCUCCGAGCUCACGCAGGUCCUGAAGCAGAAGGAAGAGCUGACCUCGCAGUACACGGACAAGGAGAAGGAGGUGCGGAGCCAGCUCAUUGAGAUGGAGACCAAGUACUCGCUCAUGAACAAGGAGGUCGAGGAGCUGAAGCCCUUCAAGGAGCUGCAGGCGGAGCAGCUGGCCCGCAUCCGGGAGCUGGAGAGGGAGCUGCUGGCCAUGAAGAUCCACCACUCGGAGCAGAUGCACCUGGUCAAGAGCCGGUUCCUGCAGCAGAAGGCCGAGUAUGAGGCCGAGUCCCAGCAGAAGGUGCAGGCGCUGGCCAAGCGGGCCGAGAAGGAGGCCGUGCGCAGCCUCAUCCAGCACACCAAGCAGAUCAAGGCCGAGAACCGGCAGCUGCGCGACGAGCUGCUCAGCCUCAUCAAGCGGGCCCACGGCCUGGACGCCAUCGUCCGCCAGCUCAGGGAGCAGAGGGCGCAGCUGCUUCGGGAGAUGCGGUACUGCCAGGGCCUGGCGGACAAGCGCCGAUGGCUCACGCAGAAAGGGCAAGGGCCCCGCGGCCGACUGGGCCAGAACGGGGCCGUGCUCCCUCCGGCCAACAAGGAGCCUGCACCACCACCACCACCACCACCACCACCCACAGUGGUCCCCGCAAGCCCACGGACAGCCACAGAGAGCCUCCUCCUUGCGGGAAGGGUCCCGAGACCCCCGAGCGGGCUGUCAGUGCGGCCCAGCAGAAGCCCCCCUGCCGAGGAGGAGCAGCAGGAGUGACCGGCCCCAAGGGAAGACGCGGAGGGUGAGCUGUCAGUCAUUGGCAGACUGAGGACAGGUCCAGAGCAGAGAUGGCGGGGCAAUGGGGCUCUCCAAAGCCAGUCCAGCCACCAGGACCACCCCCGGCUGCCAAAGCAUGCUGGGUUUGUUACCAUCAGCACUGAGGAGAAGGGUGGGGAAGACGUGCAUGAAAACAAAAUAAAGGAUGCCAUGAAUACUGAA
This is a messenger RNA of Anolis carolinensis (green anole), 1266 nucleotides long. Its product is annotated as coiled-coil domain-containing protein 166-like. Bases 1 to 1044 code for a protein of 347 amino acids. Lineage: Eukaryota; Metazoa; Chordata; Lepidosauria; Squamata; Anolidae. The record is from RefSeq and is a predicted model, not a curated record. The transcript has a single exon.